AUGUCGAGGAUUGCCGGUGGAGAUAGAGGAGGGCGAUCGGAUUUGGAGCUUCCUGAUGAGAUUCUAUCGGUAAUUCCGACGGAUCCUUUAGAGCAGCUGGAUCUAGCGAAGAAGAUCACGUCCAUGGCAAUAGCUUCUAGUGUGUCUAAUUUAGAGGCCGAUGUGGUCGAACUGAGACAGAAGCUCCACGAGAGAGAGAUCGGUGUGCACGAGCUUGAGAAGAAGGCUUCUCGUUUUGAGAGAGAUUUCCGAGAAGCAGAUUCAAGGUUGAAGAUCGUCCUCCAUGAUAACAUGAAUCUGAGAGAGGAACGUGAUUCAUUGGCAACGACUGUAACGAAUCUGAGACGUGAUGUGGCUAAGUUGGAGACAUUCAAGAGGCAAUUGAUUCAGUCAUUGAGUAAUGAGAAUGCUCUGCAAAGAGAAGUUGUUGAAGAUAUUAAGACAUGCGACAAGUCGGUUCAUUGGUCUUAUCCGGACAAAGAAGAAACGACCAAUCUGCAUUCUUACAAUAAAUCCCGAGACAUGACUCGUCCAGUUGACGAUGAUUCAAAUUACACAGGACCUAGAUUUUCCGUGACUCCAUACAUUUCUCCCUGGAUGACACCGAAGAUUAUCUCUCCUCGGAGUAAUUCUUCUCCCAAGAGAACUUCCGGUGCAAUGUCACCCACUGAUACACAUUUUGAAAGCCAAAAAGCAACUCUCUCGUACCCAUCAAGCCAGCAAUCAUCAGCUGCAAACUCUCCUCCUCGUAGCCUCCCUCGUACACCUCGAGUUGAUGGCAAAUGGUUUUUCCGUCAAGCCAGGAGCCGGUUAUCUUAUGAACAAUUCAAAGCUUUCUUGGCUAACGUCAAGGAACUGAAUGCUCAGAAGCAAACCCGAGAGGAAACUUUGAGGAAAGCGAAUGAGAUAUUCGGAACAGAGAACAAAGAUCUCUACCUGUCUUUCCAAGGACUUGUCUCCAAGAACAAGACCUAA
Messenger RNA from Microthlaspi erraticum, 975 nucleotides. Lineage: Eukaryota; Viridiplantae; Streptophyta; Magnoliopsida; Brassicales; Brassicaceae. The record is from the annotation of a GenBank genome assembly.